Molecule: messenger RNA, 5460 nt
Organism: Gadus chalcogrammus (walleye pollock)
Lineage: Eukaryota; Metazoa; Chordata; Actinopteri; Gadiformes; Gadidae
Product: RAS guanyl-releasing protein 1-like
Exons: 17
Coding region: 322-2829 (835 amino acids)
Biological process (GO): positive regulation of GTPase activity; Ras protein signal transduction
Cellular component (GO): plasma membrane
Molecular function (GO): calcium ion binding; guanyl-nucleotide exchange factor activity
Source: RefSeq, a predicted model, not a curated record
UAUAAUGUAGGACUAUAAAGGGGGGUUCAUAGACUGGGGGCCAAUACAAAGAAAACGCAUCCGACACAAACACUAAGGUGACAUUAUUUAAGUUGAUCACACAACAAGCCAUGUAGAACAAAGUAGGCUGUUCUCGGAAAUAGACAUGGACGGUGGGAGAUGAGCGGCCACCACUUCACACACAGGAAUACAUGAUGGCCAUCGAAUUGCGUACGUCACCACCCAACUUGUUCAAGUGCGCUUCCCGCCCACUCAGACGGAGCGGUGCACCUUCAUGCGUGUCCUCCUCUUCCUCCUCUUCUUCAGUGACGAGUCAGAACAAUGGUGAGCUCACCGCCGGGGCACGGUCGCACGUCCAGCCGCGCGAGCUAUGAAAUGCACCCGCGGAAGAGGAGCCAGAUGGACAGCCUCGUGCAGCCGCUCGUCGCCCAGUACCUCGCGAUGGGAGGCCAGUCCAAAGAAAACAGCGCCAAUGGAAAUAUCUCAGCAAACGAGGGGAAGGAGAAGGAACACCCGCGGUCGACCGUGGGUACCAGCCCCAGGCCCCGGGUCUCUCCUCCUGGCCUGGCUCAGAGGUUCCACCGGCCCAGCCCCGGCCAGCAGGUGACCCAGGGCAAGAGCGUCACGCCCCCCCUGGGACACCUCAACAAAGGGGCCAGCUGGGAGGAGCUCCUGCAGGCCUGCUUGCUGACCUUUGACUCAGAUGGUGUAUGUGGGAGCAGCCACCUGUUGAACAUUACCCUCACCAUGCACCGUCUUCUCAUGUCCUCCAGCGACCUCAUGGACAAACUCACAACCCUGUUCAAAACGGCGAUGGACAACGAACAGCCCGCCGAGUGCCAGAGGAUAUGCUACCUGGUCAGGUUCUGGAUCCAGGAGUUCUGGAUGAUGUUCCGGUUGCACAGCAGCCUGUCCGACAGCCUGGAGCAGUUCCAGGAGCUGAUCCGAGACCUAGGACAGGAUCAUUUGGCUCCACUCCUGGAGACCAAGUGGAUGGAGCGAGACUGGUCGUUGAAGGCCAGCCAGAAGAUUAAGGCAAACUGCAGCAAGAAGAGGAAGGUAUCUCUUCUCUUCGACCACCUGGAGCCCAUCGAGUUGGCUGAACACCUCACCUUCCUGGAGUUCAAGUCCUUCUGCAGGAUAUCUUUUGUCGACUACCAGAGCUACAUCCGCAGCUGCUGCAUGAAGGACAUCCCCGCCAUGGAACGUUCCAUCGCUCUGUGUAAUGGUAUCUCCCAGUGGGUGCAGCUCAUGGUGCUGAGCAGGCCUACAGCUCAGCUGAGAGCGGAGGUUUUCACCAAGUUUAUUCACGUGGCCAAGUGCCUCCAUCUUAUUCUCAACUUCAACACACUAAUGGCGGUGGUGGGAGGCCUGUGUCACAGUUCCAUCUCCAGGCUGAAGGACACGAGCGCACACGUAUCCAGCGAGGUCACCAAGGUCCUGAAUGAGAUGACAGACCUGCUGUCGUCCUGUAGGAACUAUGACAACUAUAGACAGGCCUACGGCAGGUGUGCAGGUUUCAAGAUCCCCAUAAUGGGCGUGCACCUGAAGGACCUGAUCUCCGUCAACGAGGCCAUGUCGGACUAUGUGGAGGACGACAAGGUGAACGUGCAGAAGCUGCAGGCGCUCUACAGCCACAUCCACGAGCUGAUCCAGCUGCAGCAGACCCCGCCCCGGCUGGACGCCAACAAGGACCUUGUGCACCUGCUCACGCUGUCCCUGGACCUGUACUACACAGAGGAUGACAUUUACGAGCUGUCCUACGCAAGAGAGCCCAAGAACUGCAAGGCGCCCCCCGUCACGCCAUCUAGACCCCCAAUGGUAGUGGACUGGGCCCCGGGAGUAGCCCCCAAACCAGAUCCGCGGACCAUCAGCAAACAUGUGCAGAGAAUGGUGGACUCCGUUUUCAAGAACUACGACCACGACCAGAACGGCUUCAUCUGCCAGGACGACUUUGAGAAAAUCGCAGCCAGCUUUCCCUUCUCCUUCUGUGUCAUGGACAAAGAGAAGGAAGGCCUCAUCAGCCGAGAUGAGAUCACUGCCUACUUCAUGAGAGCCAGUGUCAUCUGCUCCAAGCUGGGCCUGGGCUUCGUCCACAACUUCCAGGAGACCACGUACAUGAAGCCCACCUUCUGUGACAACUGUUCAGGAUUCUUGUGGGGCGUCAUUAAACAAGGCUACAGAUGCAAAGACUGUGGGAUGAACUGCCACAAGCUGUGCAAGGACCAGGUGGCCUUCGAGUGCAAGAAGAACGCGAAAGGGGCGUGUGCAAGCGACAGCCCGAGCCCCAGCCUGACCCCUGUAACAACAGGGGUCCCGGAAGGCUCGGAGGACGGGCCCUUCCCCUACCCGCCAGACGAGACCCGGGAGUGGAGCCCAGGGUCCCCGGUGCAGCUGCCCCCGCUGAUACUGAGGCACCAGAGGGUCCACAGUGGCACCCAAACAGAGUGGCCCUCCCUCUCCUCCACCGCCGCCGCCGCCGCCACCACCGCCACGCCCACCUCCCCCCAGGCCGACGGCGGCCGCCCUCAGCCGUUCUUCCUGUUGCCCACCCCGCCCGCCCUUCCCCCCUGCCCCAGCCCCGUGCCGCAGCGUAAGAAGCGCUCCUACGCCAAGUGGGAGAACCGGGCGUCCACCGUGCAGCGGUCCCCGGAGCAGGAGGACCGCAAACCGGGCGUGGAGGAGCUGGAGACGGAGAACCACAAGCUGCAGGAGACCAACGAGACGCUACGCAGGAGGCUGAGGGACACGGAGCGGGAGGUGCAGACGCUGCAGACGCUGCUCCGGAGAAACGCCCUGCACCGCGUGGAGGAGGACUCCUCCUCCUAGCCUCGCCGGGCCGCCACCCCUCCUAUUGAGAGACCGCCGGCGGCGUCCCACACGAGGGCCCUCAGACCUGCGGGUCCUGAGGGGGAACCCGGCUCGCCAGCCCCUGACUGUUUCCCUCUGCUGCGUAUCGGACGCCGAGCCUCCGCCUGUUGCCAGGCAACGGGGGGGGGGGGGUCUGCGGGUCAGAUUGGAUGGAGAGCGUGUGGGCAGAAGGGCGGAGGCUGGAGACGCUCCGAGCCGUUCCGUCGCGGCCCCCGGAUCAAUGGAGUCACGUGACUUUAUGGAUCGGCCGUACCGCCGCCUCCCUGAAUGUGACGUCGGACGUCGGUGUUCGUAUGUGCAUGCCAGGUUUUCUUGUGUUGAGGUGGUCUGUUAAGGCUCCUCUUAGAUAUUGAUAUGGGUGACUUUAUAUGACUACGGAAUGAAUCGCUAUGGGGGGGUGAGGAGAGGUGGCCCCCGCUGUAGAAGUGUGAUAAUAACUGCAUUUAUUUAGCGUUUUUCUUGUCAAGUUGAAGCACAUACACACACAUACACGUAAACACGCUGGAGACACACACACACACACACACACACACACACACACACAAUGGACCCACACACACACACACACACACACACACAUAGACUUGACACACACCCCCAAACACACACUAGCACACACACACACCAACAGUGGUGUCUACCGAGUAAGGUUGCAGGGAUCAGGAUUAAACGUGCUAUGUUGAAGGUCACUUUGAAGAAGCCAGGGCUCGGAUUGGACAAAACAAUUCCCUUUAUUAAGGAAUCAACAAGCUACUUCCUAGCGCAAGUACAAGACAAUCUGCAUUUCAAUGAAGCAACAACCUACAGCCAAUUCAUUCUAAUGUACACGGUCAACCUUUCUACAUUUAGGGUAAGCCAUUUAAAGGAAGGACGAAUGUUAGCAGAAGUUGGCCUUAAAGGGGCUACUGUAAAGCAGUAUUAGGAUCAGUUUAACUGAAGUACAACAUUAAAAUGGAAAUGACAAUGUUCUUUGCUGGUAUUUGAUUCAGGAUGGUGGUUACACUGUGAGAGCCAGCCUUUUUAAGUCGUGAAGUAAAGGCACUAUAAACUGAACAGUGGCGAUACACCUAAUGUGGUAUUAGUUGUAGUUGCCUCUUCAGCAUGUAAAUAAUUGUCAUCAAUAUAUAUACAUGUCUACAUGUAAAAGUACUCACUUCAGUGCUUACGCUGAUAUUUAUUGUUUGAAACACUACAUUGUUUAUUAUUCUAAUAAAGUUUUUUUUUUAUUGGUUUACUUAUUGAGCUAUUAAUGGUUUUGUGUCUUGCAGUAUUUUUUCUUAUCUUACGUGCACCUCUCUUCACUGUCAGUUUCUUACUAGCAUUGCAGUAGCAAAUGGUGUAUUCUAUCCUGUGAAGCAAAUGCAAUUGUAUGAAAUGUCCUGUAAAUAAUGAGACACAUCUAGUAGUUGGUCCUGUCACUGAAGUCCUUCUGAAUUUCAUCAAUCAUGUUUUACAUUGUGGCUCUGUGUGUUCUGCUAUUGUAAUAAAUACAUUAUACGAUAUGUUAGCAUUUGCUACUUUGAAACACCACCAGGGAUCACUGCUGCAUCACUUUAUGCUCUGGGAUUUUCAUCUAUUUGUUGUAAAGAAUUCAACAGUUUUGGCGGCCAAGUGAAGUUCUCCAAAUGUUGUUCACUAAUUCAAUUAGUGUGAUUAACGUCUCCUGUCUAAUUAGUCGAUCUCAGACUCAUUACAACACAGUACACUCUGUUUAUGGUUAAACUUUGCUGUAUGGCUUAAAUAUGAAUGUAUUCUUAAGAUUUAGCCUGUGCGCUAAACAACAGAUCUAGGUGACCCGGUGUCAAAUUAAUGUAAUCACUUGUUUGUUUAAUUUAUUGUACGGAACCAAAACAAUCAUUUGAUCAUUUCACAAAUCGAAAGUGGUAUUUGUGUUUGUCCUAUCCAUUACUUGUUUACUUGAGAAGUAAUUUGCCUUGGUAAGAAAAGUGAGCAGAAAUGGCACAUUCAAGGUCUUAGGCCGUCUUCAGCACAUUCUUACUCUGACAGCAUUAAGCAGCUUGGUGGUUCCUGCAGUAAUUACAUGUCGCACGGCAAGCUGCAAUAUAGAUUUUUAUAUAUAUAUAUAUACACAUACACAUACAUAUGUAUACAUAUAUACACACACUUUUUUGACACUACAACCCUUCUCUAUAAGAAAAUCCGGAGAUCAAGCCACUUUAAAUUGGCCCCCUAGGCAACGCGUUGUGGCUGUGUGAUCUAUAAAUGCCAACAGGCUACUGUGCUACGUGGGAAUAAAAGAAAAGGAAGAAAAACUGCAGCGAGGCCGAAGACUAAAUAAUUCCUGUGCCAUAACAGCAGCAUUCAAGCCAAGCGUUGGUGACAGCUAAUUUACUCCAAUGUGUGAAUGUGACACCCAGCCACAGGGAAACAGAAGCCUUGAGUGGCUCUGCAAUAAGCCCGGUGCUGUCUGAUAUCAAGGCUGGCCCGAUACAGAGAGCCACUGGGAUAAAGCCCCUGACAAUACCCUGAUUAAAUAACAGUAGAUUGAAGGUAGAUGAAUUACAUCGACAUGCGACUAAGUGACGGCCGAUAUUUGAUUAUGGAACUCAAACAUGAUAACAGUGAUGC